UACAAGUGGGCGUGGUGGUAUUUAUUUAUUUCACUCGCCUCUUCUUUCUCAUGGAGAUUCAAAAACCCAACACCAUCAUCAUAGCAGCCGAAAAUCUCUCAAAAACCCAAUCUUUUUUAUCCAAUCAUGGCCACCGUUGCUGCAGAUCAAGCUGCCAAUUUGCUGAAUAAUUUAUCGUUGGAUCAAUCGAAAACAUUGGAAGCCUCAGAGCCUGUUAACAAGCCCUCUGUUGACUCAGAGGUCAAUGGGACUGGUCAAAGUCAAAGUCAAAGUCUUGAUAGGUCUCUUACACCAGUGAUCCCUGAUAUUAUGGAUCCAGCAGUGGCUUAUUUUCCUGCUUAUUACUAUGGAGGUUAUGAUGGGGCUGCUAAUGACUACUCAAGAUUUUUAAACUUUGAUGGAGUUGAUACGUCUCAACAGGGUGUUUACGGGGAAAACGGGUCAGUAAUGUAUCCUGGUUAUGGUUAUGCACCGUAUGGCCCAUAUUCUCCUGCCGGUUCACCCGUUCCAACUACGGGUCAUGAUGGUCAACUCUAUGGAGCUCAACAAUACCAAUACCCGAGCCCAUACUUUCAACCCGUGGCUCAGACCAAUGCCCCUUCUAAAGUUGAUUUCACCAGAUCUGCAGUACCUGGCGAACCGUCAUUUACGGUAGACACAACCGCCAGUGGAAUCACCAAGGGAAACACUGGUGCUGCUUCGGUCCGACCAGUGGCGAAUCAGAAUCCGGUAUUUAGUUCAAGUGGAUCGUAUGACAGUGGUUCGCAAAAUGUGUUUCAGGAUCCAAUAUACCGGUUUGAUGGGGUCCACUCUCCAAUUCCGUGGUUAGACGGUACAGUUUAUUCUAAUGGGCAGCAUAGAAGCAAUACCAAUUCUGUCCCUUUGUCAAGUGCAAAUGGUUUUGCAUCAAAGAAUCAAAACAUCGGUUCUCAUUCUCAUCUUGUGAGUCCAAGGCCAUUGUCAGCCGUAAAUACAGCAAGUGGAUAUAUGAACAGAGUGUAUCCAAACAAGUUAUACGGGCAGUACCAGGGAGCAUACGGGUCGGGUUUUGGAUAUGGAUCCAAUUCUUACGGGUCACAAAACAGGCAGGGUUGGUUAACCCUCGAUAACAAGUACAGGUCUAGAGGACGAGGCAACGGUAUCUUCAAUUAUUACAAUGAAAACAGUGAUGGGCUAAGUGAGCUAAACCGAGGCCCACGAGCCCGGAUCACCAAGAACCAAAAGGUCCCAACACGAGUGACUGUAACUACCAAGGGGCAAAAUGAUAAUUUGCCAGAUACCGUCGAAAAAAUUACGCUAUUUGCAGCUCCUGACAGAGAACAAUACAACCGGGAGGAAUUUCCAGAAACGUUUACAGAUGCAAAGUUUUUUGUUAUUAAAUCAUAUAGUGAAGACGAUGUUCAUAAAAGUGUCAAGUACAAUGUAUGGUCGAGUACACAAAAUGGAAAUAAAAAACUCGAUGCUGCAUAUCAGGAGGCCCAACACAAACCCGAUAAAUGCCCCGUUUUUCUUUUCUUUUCAGUCAAUACAAGCGGUCAAUUUGUUGGUGUUGCCGAAAUGGUAGGCCCGGUUGACUUCAACAAAAGCUUGGACUACUGGCAACAAGACAAAUGGGUUGGUUAUUUUCCCGUUAAAUGGCAUAUUGUUAAAGACGUACCGAACAGUAUGUUGAAGCAUAUUAUUCUUGAAUACAAUGAAAAUAAGCCUGUAACCAACAGCAGGGACACCCAAGAGGUGAAGUUAGAGCAGGGAUUGCAGAUGAUCAAAAUAUUCAAAGAUCAUUCUAGCAAGCGAUGCAUAUUAGAUGAUUUCGAGUUUUACGAAGAACGACAAAAGAGAAUUCAAGAAAAGAAAGCAAAACAACAGUUUCAGAAACAAGCAUGGGAAGAAAAACCAACCUUAGUUGAGAAAAACAAAGAGGAGGUUCCUGCACCAGAUUUGGUAAAGGAAGAGGUCAAACAUACUGAUAAUGUAUCAUUUGAUAAAGCAAUAUGAUAUAGCAACAGAUAGAAAGUGUACCAAAUUAGAAGCCAAAUCUGUAGUGUUUUAGGUUUUUAACAUUUUUUAUACCUUUUAUCUGUGUUUGUGAAUCAUCUUUCUUUAAUUUUGUUUUGUUGUUUUUGUGGUC
Molecule: messenger RNA, 2128 nt
Organism: Helianthus annuus (common sunflower)
Lineage: Eukaryota; Viridiplantae; Streptophyta; Magnoliopsida; Asterales; Asteraceae
Product: YTH domain-containing protein ECT4
Exons: 9
Coding region: 127-1995 (622 amino acids)
Biological process (GO): mRNA destabilization
Cellular component (GO): cytoplasm
Molecular function (GO): mRNA binding
Source: RefSeq, a predicted model, not a curated record